AUGCUGGUUACACCAUGCCUGUUUCAGGAGCAGAUCAGCUUGAGUGAGCGACAGGAGGCUUUCCUGCUCGAGCGCCUGCCGCGUGCGUGGAAUGAGGAGAGCGUGCGAGAUGCAUUGAGAGGUUGUGGACAAGACUUGGGCGAGGAGUGGCGCAGCAAGGUUCUGCUGAUGCGCUCUCGCUUGGGCACGUCGAUGGGACGAGCCCUCGUGGCCUCCGCAACACACAUGCCUGAUGUUGUCAAGGAGCUUCCAUGGGGAACUGUCUAUCGCCCCAUGGACCGGGCAGACAUUGAGGCGUUUGUGGAGCAAUGCGAACGCUUUGUGCACCUCAGCGAAGACCUCAGGCGUGUUGCUGCGCCAGAGAACUUCCUCCGGGUGCUGACCAUCACCGAGGUGCCUUCGAACUAUGGUCGCAAGGACAUUGCCCACAUCCUCAAGGAGCGGUGCAAUGUAACCGUGGCACCCACCGACGUUGUCUUCCGCUUCAAGCGGUGGGGACGGCAGGCUGACACUUGCUACGUCGUCUGCCCAACACCCGAAGCCGUCGACCGCUGUGUGCAAGAAAUUCAGGAGCUUGCUGUGCCGAAACGAGUUGCCCAUGGCUCGCUGUUUGGAGCAGCUUUUCUCUGGUCUAGCCGUGCGACGCUCUUCUUGAGCGACCCGGCCUUGGACUUUCUGCUACAUGACUGCAAGACAUGGGUAUUUACAACCGGUUGGCAGGAGGAUAUGACUGAGGAGGAGUUCCUUCAGGUUCUGCACCAGCUUCGCUUCUACCCAGUCCGCGCGGUGCGUCAUCCCAUCGCAGCGGAUCAUUCCAGCUCCUUCUUCGUGAAGUUUGAGCAAAUGGAAGGCUUUAGUGGUGCAAAGCGAGCCAUGAUGAGGUUUCGCCGCCUGAAAUGGCGCUGGCGGAUCAAGCAGACAGUUCCCUUUUUCGCGUACCCGCGUCGCAUUGAUGUGCACCGGACAGGAGAAGCCCGGCAUGAAGAUGAGUUGAGCGAUGAUGAUUCUGACAUAGAUGAGCCUGUGCACUACUAG
Symbiodinium pilosum is the source of this 1035-nucleotide messenger RNA. The record is from the annotation of a GenBank genome assembly. NCBI's taxonomy places the organism in Eukaryota, Dinophyceae, Suessiales, Symbiodiniaceae.